GCGACUCUCUGGCACGUGUCAGCGGCCUCGGGGGCUAUUUGUCUUACACGUCAUUCCGUUAUCUGCGAGAAGAUCGGACGGCGAUGGCGACGCCGAAGGUUCGGAAAUCGACGGCCGUGGCGGAUGACACAGAUGUGACUGUGCCACUCCAGGCGGUAGUGGUCGUUGAUAGCUUCGAUCCCAACUUCCGGCCCGUCUCUCUUGAGAAACCCAGUGCUUUGUUCCCCUUGGUCAACAUUCCCUUGAUUAAUUACACUCUGGAAUGGCUGCAAUCAGCCGGGGUGGAGGAUGUGUUUGUCCUGAUCUGCUGCUCCCAAUCCAAGCAAGUGCUGAGCCAUCUCGAAUCGUUAACAGCGAGACGAACCGACAGGAGCGACUUCAACGCCAGCAGCAGCUAUAAACUUUUGCAACGAGGAAGAAUCAAUGCCUGCGCCGGCCGCGGCGGCGGCGGCGGCGGCGAGAACAACUUUAAAGUCACACCUGUCGUUGCCCAGAACUGCACGACAAUGGGUGACGCUCUGCGAUUCAUCGACGGCAAGGGUGUCAUUCGUGGGGAUUUCAUCCUUGUCCGGGGGCAUACGAUCGGCAAUUUCUCUCUGGCGGAUGCUCUGGAAGAGCACAGGUGCAGAAGGAAGAAAGCUAAGCAGGCGGUGAUGACGAUGCUGUUCCGGCGGUGCAAGUCGUUGGAAACGACACGUCAGACUCGUUUUGGCGGGAACGAGUUGCUUGUGGUAAUCGAUUCGACGAGCAAGCAGCUGUUGGUCUAUGACGACGGCAGCAAGUGGCCGGCGGUGGCGGGGAGGCUUCCGAAGCUGUCCCCGGGGCAAAUGGGCCGGAAUCAUGUUCGGCAAGCCGGCUCCGAGUCGUCCGCCGCGGCUGGGAGAGCAGCGCGAUGCACCCGACUAGAUAGCGGCGACCUCAAGCGGCGCACGGCCGUCCAGCUCCGCAUGGACCUCGUUGAUUGCUUCAUCGACAUAUGCGCGCCGGAGGUGCUCUCUCUCUUCACCGACAAUUUCGAUUAUCAGACGCUGAGGAAGGAUUUCGUCAAAGGAUUGUUGUCGGACGACAUAACGGGAAACGAGAUCCACAUUCACGAGUUGCCAGAGGACAGCUAUGGUGCAAGAGUUGACACGUGGCGCGCUUAUGACGCGGUUAGCAAAGAUGUCAUCCGGGGAUGGGCGCAUCCGUUUCGCCCGCCGCCGCCGCCGCCGCCGCUCGACACACGGCAUGGACCCAUCGUCUGCUCGUCGGCGGGUGACACGUGGGCGGCAAGCCCUCCUGACGACGACCAGGGACGCCGCCGUCACCGCCACGUGUCGGUUGCAGCCUCUGCCGUUGUUGGCGCCAACGUCGUUCUUGGCGAUGGCUGCUCGAUCGGUGAAGGGACCGUGAUCUGGAACUCGGUUCUCGGACCAGAAUGUCGGAUCGGUUGUAAUGUGAAGAUCAGCGGUAGUUAUUUGUGGCAUGGGGCGACAGUGGGCGACAACGUCGAAGUCGCGCAGGCAGUUUUGUGCGAUCAUGUUGUUGUCAUGAACAACGUGCGCAUCCAGCCCGGUGCUGUGAUUUCCUCCAACGUGGCAAUCGGUGCAGGGCACACGGUGUCUCGCUAUUCCCGUAUUUCUCUCAAACCGCCACGGGAGAAGAAGGGUGAGAAGGAGGGCGAUGGUGAGGAGGGGGAGGAGGAGGAGGAUGAAGACGAGGACGACGAGCAGUUUUCGUGUCUUACGUCUCGUGGUACACCGCCGGGGACGCCGAUCGCAGCUGGAAGCGGCGGCGGCGGCGGCGGCGGAGUAGCUCGACCUGAAGCAAUCGAGCAUGCCGCGUGCCGUGGCUCCGAUGACGAGGGCGGGAAGCGGGAACACGUUGACGAGAGAGCAUGGAGGGGGGAAGAGGUUGGCCAAGGGGGCAAGGGUUUUCUAUGGCGCUGGCCUAAACAGGACGCUGAUGACGAAUGGCGGCUUUCAAUAGGUGCUAUUCCGGAGGAGAAAAAGCGGGAAAUGGCCACGUUAGUGCGGAGUGAAGCUGACGUGGAACGGUUGGAGGACGAUUCUUGGUUCUCUUCCGCGAAGAAACCGAUCACGGGUGCCAUCGAUUCCCAGCAGCAGAGAGCUCGCAGCAACAAGAAGCUGGAUGGCGCGAACGCGGAGGAGGAGGGCGAUGAGGAUGAGGAACGGGAGGAGGAGGAGGAGGAGGAGGAAGAAGAUGACGAGGAUGGAGGGAGAGAAUUCGAAAGGGAGGUGAUCGAGACAGUCAAACGGAUUGUGUCAGAGGGAGUAAAAAUCGAAGACGCGAAUCUUGAAAUAAUGGCUUUGAAAUUGGCAUAUAAUAAAGAAUUUGCCGACUGUGCAGGCGGAGUGCUGAAGGCUAUGCUUGAGGCGGCGUUGUCUAAUAAGCCGUAUUCGAAGCCGGCGGAGCUGUUUGUGUCGUUGAAGAAGAUGGUGCAGAAGUUGAGUCCUCUGAUGAAAAAGUUCCUUAAGGACGCUGACGAUGAAGUGGAAAUGCUCCUGGCGCUGGAAGAGGUAUGUAUGGACGGACCUCCUGGGACAACACGUGGAGGGCUGCGAUCAUUCGGUCCGAUCUUCGUGAAUGUCUUGGAACUCCUGUAUAAUACAGGGCUUGUGAGAGAGGAGAGCAUUCUUACAUGGGAAGAGGAGAAGAAGGGAGCCGUCGAAUCAGAUAGGGUUUUUGUCAAACAGUGUGAAACGUUCCUGAAGUGGCUGAGGGAGGCAGACGAGGAGGAAGACGAGGAGGAAGGAGAUGACUGAUCGACGAUGACGAUCGGGGCCACCGACAAGAGAAAUGGCUGAGGGUCUUGCUUGUGUAUAUGACUAAGGGGGGGGGGUUGGGAUUGAGAACGGAGGACAGUGUCAACUAGGAUGAAUGGAGAGAAAGUAGACGUGGCUAGGGUUUUUGUCCAGCACUGUGAAGCGUUUCCUAAUGUGGAUGCAAGAGAAGGCGGCGGCGGAGGAGGAGGAGGGGAAAUGGAGAAGACGACGAAUUAUCAGCAAAAGAGACAGAGUGGUUGUGAGAGAAAAGUGCUCAGGAAGACACGUGUGCAGUCGGUAACGAGGAAGGAGACGACUGAUGGUGAUCGACAGAGCGUCUGAUGGGUAGGAGGAAGUAGACAUUCUUUUAGGGGGAGAGAGAGAGAGAGAGAGAGAUCAUUGCAGUUAAUUGGGAAGAUUAGUUAUGGGAGAUAUAGUCGAAAUGAAGACGGUAACUGGAUGAUCGAUGUUAUUCCCAGAUAGCGUGUUAGGGUUUCUGUGAUGAUCUGGAUCUUAAGACUUGUACACCUGGCACCUGGCAAGGGUAAGGUCGUAUUGCCACGUGGCAAUUGGGAACAUGCAUGUCGGCUUGGAAUUUAUCACAUUCUGUCCUGUAAUGUUCCUUUUCUGCACACGUGUCAUAUCGAUGCACGUUUCACCAACCGUGGAGGAAGAUGGUUGUUUCGUGUACCCAUGAUGGUCAUCCCACAUUGCUUGGGAUACGUUGACACGUGCACACACGACGGGGAACACAAUUUGCUCGGUACUGUCACGUGAUUGGCCGGCUGCUGAGGUUGCAGCGGCUGCUAAACGUGGCGACGGCAUUGUCACACAAUGACGGCGAAAGGACCGGUGAGGGGUGGAGGGGGUGGACGUGAUAAAGAAAGAGAAGAAUUCUUGGGUGUGAAGAUACUGGAGGGCUUUCGCUGUCAAGGGUACUUUUCGACAGCUGUCGUGGCAUGAGGACACCUGUCGUGAUGUCUGGUGCUCGAUUUGAUUUGUACCUGCCGUUUGGCGGCACCGAGGAUGUCAGGCCAUUUGGUAGAGACGUGGUUUGACAUGUUCCUACCGUUUGCUGUGUCGUCCUAUGAACGUGACAGGUUGCCUGGUUUGUGCAUUUCUUUAUCGAUCUAUUUUUGACUGUCUGAAGAUGGAGUUAUGAGUUUCAGCCCGUCUGUGUGUUCUCUGGUUAAUCAGUCCGGUGCGUGGGUGGUUGGCCGUUGGUCGGACUGCGGGUUGCCAAUCGAUUCAGUGGUUGAUUUAUUUAUCAAUUGAUUGACCUAGGAGGUAACGGAUCGAUAGAGGUGGAGGAGUGUUUAAGUGAAAGCAGAAUCCCGCGUGGCAUCCUCUUGCAGCCCCCCUGUGUGUCUGCCAGAGCGAGAGAGAGCGAGACAGAGCGAGAGCGAGCGAGCGAGCGAGAGAGAGAGAGAGAGAGAGAGAGAGAGAGAGAGAGAGAGAGAGAGAGAGAGAGAGAGAGAGAGAGAGAAAGAAAGAGAGGGAGGUUCUGUUUGGCCUGUCAUUGUGAGUGGGUGUGCGUGUGUGGAGCGAGGAGGGUUACAAAGGUUGCGUCCUGUAUGCCUCUGUAUCACAGAAUGGAAAAGAAAGGAAGGAGAGAGAGAGAGGGAGAGGGAGAGUGAGGGGAGCAGAGGACUGGGUUGUAGUCGCAAGGUGUGGGUACGGGGUGGUGGUGGUUUCCAUAGGCUAAAUAGGUCUUUCAGGUGCUUUGCCUGAUCAGGACGGCUCAAUUAUGGUCCUCCUUUUCCUGGCAUUUCCAAAUCGAGCCCUGAGACCUAAAUUUAAUGUAGGACCAAUUAUUGGAACCAGAAGGUAGAGGAAUUUGGGGCCAAGUAUGUGGGAACUAGAAAGGUACGUGGGACAAGUACGUGGGACCUAGACGAUGGAAGUGUCUUGUGGACCAAAGAGUGGAAGUAGAGAAGGUAGAGGUAUGGCGUGCCAUGCCGUGUUCGGAGCUUCAUCAUCCUUAGGCUAAUGUGGCCGUCAUCUGUAGCCUAAUUAGGGGGGCCCCAAAUAGUGGAACUAGGUGGUGGUGGAGGAAUCCGUGACCAAAAUGGUCUGACCUGACGUUAGACGGCCAAGGCUAACGAAAAAACGUUUUGCCAGAAGGUAGAGAGAGCUUUAACCUCUUAAUUCGUUUUGUACCAUGGAAAGAGCAUUGUUUUCACUUUUGAGGCCAUGGCUGUGGAGUUAGCUUGUUGUCGGCCAGGAGAGAGUUUGGGAGGCGAGGAAGAGAGUCGUCUGACAUGUGGUUGGACGGUGAAGAGUCACCGAAGACAGAUGAGAAAGUUUUGCCAAAAGGGGGAGAGCUUCUGUUUUUGCUUUUUUUUUUUCAAUGGAAAGGGAGGAGCUGUAAUCUCUCAUCAUUCGCUUUGUAUUAUGAAAAGAGCAUUGUUUUCACCGGUAAGGGAUCGACUGUGGAUUCGGAUUGUUUCUUCCCAUGAAGAGGGGAAGGUGAGGAAAGGGGAGGUAGGGGGAGUAAAAAAUAGGUGGGGGGAGGGGGGGGGGGGGGGGGGGGGGGGGGGGCGCGGAGGGAACGCGGGAAUUAUUUGAUUCUUUGCAGUCUUUGGGUUCUGCAAAGACCCCUUGCUUGAUUUUCAAUUUGUUGUUUCGUUCUUACAUUAGCAUUACCUGUCAGUGAAACUUGGAACUGUAGUUUCUUUUCGCCGGGCCUGUCUGAACCGCCUCGAUGUCCGACCCUUCGCCUGUUGCGCUCUUGCGGAUGAGAGUGCAUUUGCGAUCCUGCCCAAUCG
Molecule: messenger RNA, 5533 nt
Organism: Chara braunii
Lineage: Eukaryota; Viridiplantae; Streptophyta; Charophyceae; Charales; Characeae
Source: the annotation of a GenBank genome assembly